AUGGACCGAUUUACUCAAUUCCCCGCCAUUCAGGGCCAAACGACUACAGGCGACAGCGGUCUUGCAUGCAUGCGCCGGACGUGGCCGUCGGACACGGCAGCCUUGCCGCUGGAGGUGUUGGCACACGCAUGGGCAGCCCUCCUCCAAGCCUACACGACAGAAGAAGCGCCAGUGUUCCUGCUCAACGGCCGUCCUGUGAAAGUAAACGCAGCAGCGCGGAGCAUCCAGCCGGCUACCCUGGAUCCCAUCGAAUUUUCUGCAGAGCAUACGGCUGUGCAUGUGGAUGAUGAGUCCGAACGAGUAAGCAGCGGGCAGCAGAUGGGCGACUUGAAAAGCCGGCUCUCGCCCUCGGAGUUGUGUACUCUGACGUGGCACUUCGACCGCAACACCCAAACGAGCACGUUGCAAGCAACAGCUGGGAUGGACUCGCAAUACAUCCAGCAGCUAGGCUACCAGCUCGAACACAUGGUUCGGGACCGAGCGGCUUUGUCGGACAUGGCGCUGGAGUGGCCUUCUCCGGUCGAUCAGAGCUCCCCGACAGAUAUGAGGCUGUCUAUUGCGAAUCCUUCGCCAAAAAAUCUACCUGGCCCACAGCUCCUUCAUGAGCUUGCACUGAGCAAUACGACCACAGAACAUGAUGCUAUUGAAUUUAUGACCGCCGACGGGACCGUCCGUCAUCUUAGCUACCGAGCCUUGGAUCAAGCCUCCACAAGACUUGCAGCAACAAUCGAGGCGGCCGCGACGGCGAGGGCUGGUGAGCGACGGAAAUUGGUGGUGCCCGUUCUCUUACCGCAGUCUCUGGAGCUUUACAUUACCCAGCUCGCCAUUCUGAAAGCUGGCGGUGCGUUCUGUCCCUUGACUAUCGAUGCGCCAUCAGACCGUGUCGAGUUUAUUCUACAAGAUGUGGCCGCUUCGGUGGUGGUCACGCAGAAUGCACUGGCCACGAGGAUCCCCGAGGACAGCAGUGUGGCAGUGAUUACGGUCGAUGAGCUGGAAAGACACCUUGACAACCACGAGCACGACGACACAGAGACAACAACACCGGAGCAUGCGUACACCAUCUCUCCCACCGACCUUGCAUAUGUAAUGUACACCUCCGGCUCGACCGGCCGACCCAAGGGUGUGGGCAUCUCCCAUCUGGCUGCAACGCAGUCUUUACUUGCGCAUAACGACUUGAUACCCCAUUUUGCACGCUUUUUGCAAUUUGCUUCGCCUACUUUUGACGUUUCCGUUUUCGAAAUUUUCUUCCCUCUCUUUCGCGGUGCCACCCUGGUUGGCUGUGACCGUGAGCAAAUGCUUCUCGAUAUCUCCCACGUGUUGACCACGAUGCGUGUGGACGCAGCCGAACUGACCCCCACCGUGGCCGGAGAGCUUCUACGCACCCGAGCCGCAGCCCCGUCACUGCGAGUGCUCCUCACUAUCGGCGAGAUGCUAACUCGACACGUGGUGGAUGAGUUUGCAUCUUCGCCCAGCGGGACAGACGGUAUCCUUCACGGCAUGUAUGGCCCAACUGAGGCGGCCAUCCACUGCACAGCCGCCACGCAAUUCCGCUCCGAUGACCGCGUCAAUCUUAUCGGGCGAGCCUUUAGCACUGUCUCUGCAUUUAUCAUGUCUAUGAACUCGGAGGACGAAAAGGGCGCAAGCGCGAGGAAGCUCGAGCCGCUUCCUCUGGGUCAGAUUGGCGAGUUGGUGGUUGGCGGUCCUCAGUUGGCCGACGGCUAUAUCAACCGGCCCGAAGAGAACGCCAAGGCAUUCAUCGAGAGCCCCGUGUAUGGACGGCUUUACCGGACUGGUGACAAGGCUCGGAUGUUACCCUCAGGAGACAUUGAAUGCUUCGGGCGAAUCUCCAGUGGACAAGUCAAGCUACGCGGUCAGAGAAUCGAACUCGGCGAGAUCGAACACGCCAUUUGUCAGGCUCCAGGUGCACGUAGCGCAGUCGCCAUAGUAAGUAAUGGCAGUCUGGCUGCGUUUGUACUGGUCACCGGCACAGAGACGACUGAGCGCACGUUGCGGGAUGUUUGUCGGCAAUGGCUCCCACGGUUCAUGGUCCCGGGAGAGUUCAUUCUCGUGGACCAAUUUCCCCAACUUCCCUCGGGGAAGAUUGACCGAAAGUUGCUCGAGGCUGAGUUCAAGCGCCAUCGCAGCAAUGCACAGGCUGCCGAGGAGUACCAGUUCCGCGACGAAACCGAGGAGACGAUCGCCUCAUGUGUAGCCGGUGUGAUGGGGAGGCAACUGUCCUCCGCGGAAAGUCUCAGUGCUGCGGGCCUGGACUCACUCUCUGCUAUUCGACUUGCAUCUCAUCUGUUGGAUGUCGGUGUUCGGCUCGACGUUGCCCGCUUACUCGAAGCAGACUCCGUGAGCGGCAUCUGGACACUCGUCAAAGAAGCCGAGACUACAUCACCAGAUGAAGAUUCAAGGGCUGGUCUACAGUUAAUUCAGCAAUUGGUAGCAGAUGCUGGUACUGCAAGAGUUGAGGCUCUAGGCCUAAGCUCGAAAGUCGAAGCUAUCGAUAUCUGCAGUCACAUUCAACAGGCGAUGAUCAUGGAAACUACUCGACACGAAAAGGCGUACUGCAACUGGGUUGAACUGGAACUCCUGUCAGAGGCAAAGAUUUCAACGGUGCAAGCUGCAAUUUCCAAACUCCUGGAAAGAACUCCGAUCCUCCGCUCUGGGUUUGUUGAAAUUGGGCUAAAAGAUCAGUCAUAUGCUCGAAUCACCUAUCAAGCGACGCAGCUCGAUAUUGUGCAAGAAUGCAGAAACUUUGAGUAUGAUGUUCCCUUGUUGACGGGAAAUGAUCUGCUCCAUCCCCUCAAAUUCCAAUUUAAAGAGGCAGAAGGCGGCAGUCGGUUGCUCGUUCAUCUCCACCACGCGCUGUAUGACGGUUGGUCUUGGCAAUUAAUAUUGAAAGACUUUGCUCAUCUCUUAUCGGGCGAGGAGAUCGAGCCGAGACCCGAGUAUUCCGUUGUCUCGGAAUUUUUCACGGAAUAUAGGCUUGGACAGUCUCACACCGAUUCAUUGACUUUUUGGCGUGAUAAGUUGCAAGGCCUGCCCGUGGCGCCGUUUCCCAACUUCAAUGGAUCGUCCGAAAUCCCCACUGGCACACGAGAAACCAGUCGCGAUAUGCAAAUUUCGACCCAGAGACUUGCAGAAGUUUCUCAAAAUCUGCGCAUUAGCCGACAGACAAUCUUUCAAGCCGCAUACUGCUAUCUCCUUUCGACCUAUGUGGGAUCGGAAGAUGUGACGUUUGGCACGGUCUUUUCCGGCCGGACACUUCCUGUCAAAGGUAUUGAGAAUGUACUUGGUCCUUGCAUUCGCACCCUUCCUACCCGGAUGGCACUGGAUAAGAUGCAGAAUGCGGCGGAUCUUUUGCUUGCAAUUCAGAACAUGAACCAUCGGUGUCUCGAGCACGGCAGCGUCUCGCUGCAAGACAUCAAGAAGACUUCUGAGAUUGAUCCGCAAUCCAGUCUCUUCGACACUGCAUUUGUCUGGCAGGAAACUAUGUGGUCUGGCAAGGAGUACCAAGAUAUUUUCAAAGAAGUCAAUCAAGCUGAGUUCCUGGAAUUUGCGCUCUUGUUGGAGAUUGAGCCCAGAGAAUCCCACAUUCAUGCGAAGAUCACUUUCCAGCAGUCCAUCUUGUCGCAGCAGCAGGCCGAGAUUCUCUUGGAGCAAAUUGAUGCGGUCGUUGCCAUUUUCCUUGAUGAUUCAUCGCUUGCAAUUGGUGAAAUUGGCCAUCGUCUGCCUCAGACUGCACUAUCAAUCGUUGAGGUUGGCGACCGAAUGGACGAGGAAGUUUCCAGGAUACUGUCUACUGAUGCUCAUGUCGAGCCCAGUCUGCCAGCUGUGCAAUUCCUGAGAUCAUUGGGCUCGGAAGAUUCUAGCAUUGAUACGAUCACCUAUGAGCAGCUGGAGGCUCAAUCCAACAGCUUUGCUGAGCACUUGCAUCAACACGGAGUCAAAGAAGAUGAUUUGAUCGCUCUUGUUCUGAACCAUUCGGUGCGGUCUUACAUCGCUCUGCUCGCUGUAGCCAAGCUCGGUGCUGGUCUGGUUUCUCUACCAUGGCAAAAUGCAUUUGACCAUUUCGGAUCGAGAUUAUCUGCGCUGGACGUGGGAUUUUUCGUGACUGAUUCGCCAAACCCCGACUUCUCAGUGCCAGAAUCCACUCAGGGUAUUUCGGUGCUGGAAGGUAUUGAAUUAUCUGACGUUAAACCACGUCAGAUCCACAACAGUUUCCGGCUACUGUGCAUUGAUCCCUCGACUAAGGAAUAUGUCACUUUCUCUUCGAAGAACUUGAGCAGCUGCAUCAAUGCUUUUGAAGCAUCUGAUAGCCUGGUGCAUGGAUCGCGGCUGCUUUGCACGCAAAAUGCUUCAUCGCCUCUCCCUCUCAUUGCAACAUUCCUGACUUGGAGUGCCGGGGCCACAUUAUGCGCUACGCCCAAUCAGCUCAUUGCUAGUGAUCCCCAGAAAGUGAUUUCGGCUAUGGAUAUCACUCAUCUCUACACAACACCUGUUCUUGCAUCUCGAUUGGACUCCAGUAGUUUGCUCACGGUCAAAGAUCUGCACCUCUUUGGUGAGCCAUUGACGGCAAAGGCCCACCUAAAAUGGCCCGGAAAGAAAGUUUCUGCUGGUAUCUUCAACUCCACGACAACAUCGAUUCUUCUGUCAAUAUACAGCACUGACAAAAACUUUGAUACAGGCUACAACUGCCCGAUUUUCGCCGGAUACUGUACAGAUCCCGUAGAGGUCGACACCGCCACUCCUAGGAUAGUUCUUGGCAGACCGACCAAAAACACGUCUGUACUAGUUAUCGCAAACAGGACUGACGCUCAAAUAUUGCCUCGCGGGGCGGUUGGGCUGCUAUGCUUUGGGGGCAAUCAGCUGGGAACUUCAUCCUCAGGAAAGGGCAUAGAGGAUACUCAAUGCGGCAGGCUUUACAGGACGCAAGAUCUAGGCCGAAUUCUUCCUGAUGGCAGUGUUGAAAUUUUGGGUCAGCCUGCCACUUUCAGUCGAAUCAAUCACACCGUUCUCUCUUCAAAGCAUGUACGAGAUUGUGCAACUUUGAUAAUGGAUCUUUCAGAAUCUCAUCAGCAGCAGUUGGUGACCGUGUGGGUUCCUUCCACGGCGGCCAAUUCUGAUGAGGAUCUAGAAGAAAUUUCCCAGGAGAUCUGGAGGGAUUUAUUAUCCAAGCUGCGCUCGUCCGAAUUGCCCAGCUAUGUCAUCCCGGUUCCUGAGAUUUCAAUGACCCCAGAUUUCUUUACCGACCACGCCAGUGUCUCAAAAUUGGUCCGCGAUCUGGGCUUCGAGGAUCUCCAGAAAUACACCGCUCUCCGUGGCGAGAACGACAAUGGAGAAAUUUUGUCUGAGACGGAGAAAUUGAUCGUGACUGCUAUUUCCAAGGUACUUGACCUCGAUGAAAGCAUCGUUGGAAGGCACACGUCUUUCUAUAAGCUUGGUCUGGACUCGUUGUCCGCCAUCGCAUUCUCCCGACAACUCGAGGGGUCUGGCAUAGGUCGCCUACCUGUCUCUACCAUCCUUCGUCAUAGCUCAGUGGCCCAGCUGGCGGACGUGACUCCGACUACCGUCCAAAUGAAAACAACCGAGCAGACUAAAGGUGUUGAGCGGGCGUCAUCCAUGUUUGACAAGGACUUCGUAUCAGAGGUCAAGACAGAAGUGGGCUCCGAAGUGUCUUCCGUCCAGGGCGUGUAUCCUUGCACACCACUGCAGGAAGCUAUGCUCGCCGCAGAGUCUGGAAGUGGCGCAGCUUACUUCAAUCAUCUGCUUCUUCGCGUGCAAGUUGAGACCGAUACAAUGAAAGAAGCAUGGAAGCAGAUGGUGCAACGUCACGAGGUUCUCCGGACUUGUUUCAGGCAGACGAACCAGAGGCGUUUUGCAUAUGCACAGGUAGUCCUCGAUACAGCAAUUUUGCCAUGGACUGUUAUCCAAACCGAGCCAGGCCGAUUUGAUCUAGAGGUUGAAGCACGAAAGUCUGACUUUGAAGCUCGAUCACCAGUGGAUGGCAAAUUACCGUACGCGUUGACGGUAUUUGAAGACCCAGUUUCAGAGAGCCGCCAUUUACUUUUGUCGAUCCAUCAUGCUCUUUACGAUGGAGAAGGUAUAGCCCAGCUUCUUGGGGAAGUACAAAAUUUGCUUGCUGGGGAGGGUCUCGCCGGUGUCACACCCUUCCAUCACUUCAUCGAGUACAUGGUCUCAGUCGAUGCUGAGGCAUCAGACCAAUUCUGGGAUCGAUAUCUCUCAGGAGUUUCCCCCACUCUGCUUUCCACUGGCCAGAAGAGGCUCACCCGUGACAUGUCUGAUUUGCAAGCAUCGCAGCAGAUCAAUGGGCAAAUGAUCCAGUCGCUUCAAGCUUUCAAGGAUCUGUGCAAGGAUCUGUCGGUUACUCCGCUCAAUGUCUUCCACGCCGCAUGGGCAAGGCUGUUAGCUCUCCAAUCAGGAUCGUCAGACGUCUGCUUUGGAAACGUGUUCAGCUGCCGGACGGUCCCCCUCAAAGGUGCGGACAAAAUAGUAGGACCCUGCUUCAAUACUCUUCCCAUGAGAGUCAAGCUGUCUAAAUCUUCAACAAACAAGGACGUCAUGAAGCUGUCACAAAGGCAUAACAGCGAUAUCCUGCCGCAUCAGCUCAGUGCUCUACGACACAUACAGAAGCGAGCGCUCAGUGGCACAUCUCGUCUAUUUGAUACACUGGUCAUUUUCCAGUCUAAAAGUACCUCCCUUGACCCACACUAUUGGGAAAUUCUCAAGGACGAAGGUAAUAUGGGCUUUCCUCUAAUAUGUGAGGUCAUCCCAGACGAGGAAAAUGAUCUCCUUCAAGUCUGCCUGCACUUUCAGGAAUCGCAUGCUAGCCGAGAGGAGGCAGAAAUUAUCGCCAAGGACCUCAUCGCACUUGUCGAGCAGAUGACUCAGUAUCCAUCUGCUCAUGUGUGGGAUGAGCGGGUAAUGAGUGCCGAUCUUUCACAUCUCUUUGAGAAGGAGACUUCCAUCGCCCAAAUAAAUGAGACUGGAACCAAGCCAUCAAGCUCCCGGGCUUGGUCAGAGGAGGAACAAACCCUCUGUGCAAUGAUCUGCGAGUUUGCAGGCGUCGAGGUCAAGGCUGUCACGCUCGGUACUACUAUCUUCCAACUCGGCUUGGACAGUAUCAAUGCAGUGCAAAUUUCAGGAAAGCUCCGCAAGAUGGGAUACACAGUCUCUGCUGGUGACAUACUCGAGGCGGCCUCUGUUGAGAAGAUUGCAACUUUGCUUAGCAAAGGAAACAGCCAGACCGAGGAACCGGUCUACGACUUCUCCGCGUUCGAGCACAAACACAUCCAAUCCGUGUGUAAGCAACUUGGUGUGUCCCUGAACACCGUGCAAUCACUAAGGCCAUGUACCCCUGUACAAUGUGGUAUGCUGGCUCUUUUCAGCAAUACGCAGGGUAACAUGUACUACAAUAAAAUGGCGCUGAACUCGUCAACGCCUCUUGACAAAGCCAGGCUCAGGGAAGCGUGGACCAAGACGAUGGCUCGGCACGAGAUGCUCCGGACAGGUUUUGUGCAGCUGCAUGACCACGCGCAUCCAUUUGCCAUGAUCACUUAUCGUGCUGGAAUAGAUCUACCAUGGCAGGAGACCCAAAACUCACUUUCAGCUUCUCAAGAACAGGCUGUGCUCCAGAACCUGCAUCGGCCCCCAUGGAAAAUUUUGAUUGAUCAAUGUGGCAGCGUGACGACUGUACACUUCUCUGCUCUUCACGCCUUAUACGACGCACAGUCACUGCAGUCCAUUUUUGCUGAUGUAUUGGCUGCCUACGACGGAAAGCCCUUUGCUGAGCUUGCUCCUCUGUCAGACACACUGGGGCCCAUUCUGAUUGCAAGUGAAAAGCAGUCAGAGCACUCCCAGGAGUUUUGGCAAGGCCUCGCUGCCGACUUCAAGUCUGUGAAGUUCCCAGACCUUCACCCAACUCGCAUUACUGAGAAAUUUCUCGUUAUAAGAUCGGCCCGCUGUUCUCGUCCUCUUCCUGAGCUUGAAAGCGCCUGUCGCGAUGCUGGAGUUACACUUCAAGCGGCAGGCCAAGCAGCGUGGGGUCGAUUGCUUGCUGCAAUUACUGGCGAACAGAACGUUACUUUUGGCACCGUGCUCUCCGGCCGCAAUCUAUCACAUACUGCUCAGGACGCUGUUUUCCCCUGCCUUGUGACCGUGCCAUCGCUAAUUGAUACUAAUUGCACGAAUCGCGAGCUUCUGAAGCUCACUUUGAAGCGCAACGCCUCGCUUACCAAGCAUCAGUUUACGCCACUCGGAAAGAUCCAGAAAUGGCUCGGUAGUGAUGAGCCACUCUUUGAUACCUUGUUUGUCUACCAAAAAUUUGCAAAGCAGACAGCAACAACUUCCAUCAAUUGGGAAGUUGUUGACGAGGAAACUAAGAUCGACUACCCUGUCUCUAUCGAGCUUGUUCCAAAUACCAACCAGCUCGAGAUUCGAAUCAGCUGUCGAAGUGAUCUUGUUCCAGCAGAGCAAGCCGACCUUAUGUUGAGCCAGUUUGACAAAAUUUUGGAACAUACAAUCUUCUCGCCUGAUGCUUUCGCUUCCGAUUAUUUGCCUUUGGGAGAUCAGCUUCUGUCUGUGACUCCUGCUAAGGAAGUCAAGAUUCCGAGUCAGGUCUCUCUUCUUCAUCAAUUUGUUGAGGAGAGCGCGCGAGAAUGCCCCGAAAGACCCGCAUUCGAGUUUGCAUUCGGGCCUAAUGCGGACUCUCUGCAGAAGAAAUGUUGGUCCUACAAAGAGUUCAACGAGGAUGGCAACCGAGUUGCUCAUUUCCUGCAGGGGAAAGGUGUUGUGCCUGGGAUGAUAAUUGGCGUCUGCUUUGACAAAUGCCCUGAGGCCUCUUUGGCAAUUUUAGGAAUUCUCAAAGCGGGUUGUGCAUACUUGGCCAUUGACCCCUCGGCUCCCAUCUCGCGAAAACAAUUCAUUCUGGAGGACUCUUCAACAGCAAUUCUACUUUGCAAUCAGUCGCGCAUGCCAGAGUUGGAAGAGCUUGCUGAUGUCGAAGUACACGCACUCGACGAGCCAGGCAAGUUCCAACAGUAUACUGGAGAAACGCCGUCUCUUGCUCGUGAGAUCAGCCCCGAAGAUACAUGCUACUGCUUGUAUACCUCGGGAACCACGGGUACACCAAAGGGGUGCGAGAUUACUCAUGACAAUGCCGUGCAAGCCAUGCUUGCUUUCCAAAGACUGUUCUCGCCCCACUGGGAUGAGACUUCACGUUGGCUUCAAUUCGCGUCUUUCCACUUUGACGUCAGUGUUCUUGAGCAAUAUUGGAGCUGGAGCGUGGGCAUCUGUGUCACUUCUUGUCCACGCGAUCUGCUCUUUGAGGAUCUGCCGGGUACAAUUCAAAAAUUGGGUAUUACGCAUAUCGAUCUUACACCUAGUCUGGCGAGACUUGUUCACCCUGAGGAUGUGCCGUCGCUCUGUCGAGGCGUGUUCAUUACUGGUGGUGAGCAGCUAAAGCAAGAGAUCCUGGACGCCUGGGGUCAGCAUGGUGUUAUCUACAACGGAUACGGGCCUACGGAAGUGACUAUCGGCUGCACCAUGCUCCCGCGAAUGCGCGCUAAUGACAAACCCUCGAAUAUUGGACCACAAUUUGACAAUGUGGGCUCAUAUGUAUUCCAGCCAGGUACUUGCGUCCCCGUUCUGCGGGGCGGCAUCGGCGAGCUUUGCGUGUCGGGCCCUCUUGUUGGUAAGGGCUAUCUGAACCGGGCAGAGCUUACCAAGGAGCGAUUCCAGACGUUGCCGGACAAUGGAGAUCGUGUCUAUCGUACAGGAGAUCUGGUGAGAAUUUUGCAUGAUGGCAGUUUCCAGUUCCUUGGCAGAAUUGAUGAUCAAGUGAAGCUUCGGGGCCAGCGACUUGAGAUUGGUGAAAUCAACGAAGUCAUAAAGCAAGCGACUCCUGAGUUGAAUGAUGUGGCCACACUCGUCGUGAAACAUCCAAAGCAGUCCAAAGACCAGCUUGUGACUUUUAUCACAACUACUGACGUUGUCAAGAAGUCGCGCGAUGUGGAAGUGCGUUAUUUGGAGGAAGAUCGAAAUAUUCUGUCCGCUAUCAAGGCUGCUUGUCACUCACGCCUUCCGGGAUACAUGGUGCCAACUCAUAUCAUACCUAUGACCAAGUUCCCUCUGUCUGCAAAUAAUAAGGCCGAGAUGAAGGUUUUGAAGAGCAUGUAUCAGGAGCUUUCUUUGGAGAAUCUGCAAAAACUUAGCUCGAUGGCCGUUGAGCAGAGUGCCAACACCGAGCAUGAAAAGCGAAUCAUCUCGAUUUUGGCUGACUUCACUGAUUCGCCUGCGGAGUCGAUUUCCCCCUGGUCGAGUAUCUUUGAAGUGGGACUUGACUCCAUCUCUGUGAUCUCAUUUGCCAGAAGUCUCAGGGAGAGCGGAUUCCCUCACGCACAAGCAUCCAUAAUCAUGAAGCAUCCGACCAUCACUGGGAUGUCUAAGGCGUUUGAACAACCGACAGUCGUGUCGACUUCCCAGGAAAAUCUUCAAAUGAGUGCAAAGUACGGGAUUGAAGCUUUUGCGCACAAGCAUGCCUAUUCCGUCAUAGAGAGUAUUGGUGCAAAUGAAGGUGAUGUCGAGCGAAUUGCGCCGUGUACGCCUUUGCAGGAAGGCAUAAUUUACCACUUCAUGUCGAGUCCAGAGCCCUUGUACUGUUCGUCAUUCACCUUCAGCCUACAUGAAAAGGUCGAUUUGAAUGCUUUGAGGGAUGCUUGGAGACAAGCACACGAUCGAGUUCAAAUGCUGCGGGCACGGUUUGUACCCACGCCGGACGGAUAUGCUCAAGUCGUCCUCAAGAAGGAUGAACUUCAAUGGUUUGAAGAAAAGGCUACAUCUUCAGUUUCUGCUGAGAAGUUGCGACAAGAAAGAUUCAAGGGCUGGACGUCUCGCCUUGAGGGACUUUCAGGUCAACUCUGGGAAAUCGGUUUGAUCAGAUCGUCCGAGGAGUCGAUCAUGUGCCUCAAUAUCUUCCACGCUCUGUACGAUGGCAACAGUCUUGAGUUGCUUCUGGAUUUGGUCGCCAGAAUCUACUUCUCUCAACAACGAUUUUCGCAAGACCCGCCCCAGUUCCUGGAUGUCCUGCAUCUUGGCCCAUUGUGCAAGAGUCCGGCUGAGGAAAUCUUCUGGAAACAACAUUUGAAGAAUGGCCAAUCCAGACCACUUCCUAAGUUAAACGAAGGCGAUGGUCAACACACCUCUCUGGUUCAGAAAUUCAAGAUCACUACCACUGAGCCGCUUGAUCAUCUGAGAAAGUCACUCAAUGUCACCGAACAAGCUAUUCUCCAUGCCUGUUGGCUGUUGACCCUUCACCAGCAAUAUGCAUUCAUCCCCCCAAUUGGAAUGAUUGCGUCCGGCCGCACGUCUGACACGGCGGAUCUUUCCAACGUUAUCGGCCCUUUGUUCAAUACUAUUCCAAGCAAUGUGCAACUUCACGGACUUCAAUCAUGGUCGGAAGUCGCUCGAAAAUGUCACGAUUAUCAAGUUUCUUCGAUGCCUUUCCAACAUACUGCUUUGAGAAGAAUCAUGAAAUGGCUCGGAAAAAGCCCCGACGAAAGUCUAUUCGAUACUUUGUUCGUUUUCCAAAGGGACGGUCCAACCAGCGAGAACUCAAGCAAGUCCCUGUGGGCGCCACUGAACUCAGACGCCUCGCAUGAGUACCCACUAGCUUUUGAGAUUGUGCGUCACGGUGAUGAAUCAUUGGAGCUGACGCUAGCCGUCAAGGAGAACUAUGUCUCGGUCGAUAUGGCUGAGCAGCUUCUUUCCAAUUAUCAAAGGAUUUUGACAGAGUUCGCGCAAAAUCCUGACCACGAGCUCCCCUAUAUCAACGGAUCUGCAGAGGACAGAAACGCGCAAAAGUUGGAGUCGGCUUCAUUGUUGAAUCAUGUGAAUGGCACAAAUACAAGUGCCGAAUCCUCCUUUGAGUGGAGCGAUCAGGCUACUACUAUCAGAGAAAUCAUUGCUGCUCUCGCUGAAGUCGAUGUGCAAUCAAUCGACGAGAACACAUCUAUCUUUGAAGUCGGUCUGGAUAGCAUCGAUGCCAUUAAACUAUCCUCUCGCCUGGCAAAGUCUGGCAUCAAACUUACUGUUAGUGUGAUUAUGCGAUAUCGAACUGUGAAAGGAAUGGUCAGUCAACUUGAUGAGGCAAUCCCUGGACAGGAAGCAAAGUCUCUCUCCGUACUUCAUCGGAUGGAGGAUACCUUGACCAAGUUUUUGCAAAGAGAGGGUCUCAUGCCCAACACUGCAUGCCGAGUGCUUCCUGCGACGCCAAUUCAAGAAGCAAUGAUUGCCGAAAUGACAGCGUCUGAUUACCAUCACUACUACAAUCAUGAUAUCCUGCAGAUUGAAUCCCAUGUGGACAUCAUGCAAUUGCAAAACGCAUGGGCAACAGUGGUCAAGAGACAUCCUAUUCUCCGCACUUCUUUCGUUGAAGUCUGGGAUCCGCAAAUUUCGACCUCGUAUGCUCAGGUCAUACAUGACGAAAGUGCUUUGGAUUUCCGGGUCGUUCCAUUAAAUGGAGAACCUGUCGAAUCCGUGGUUGAGUUGCAGCGCAAGAGAGCCACUACAGAACUUGCUGGACACCCUCUUCUGAGCUUGACUGUUGCCCUCGAUGGAGAUGCGCGAUAUCUUAUUCUUUCCAUUUCACACGCUUUAUACGAUGGCUGGUCAAUCAACCUGCUUCAUGGGGAUGUCCUCAGAUCCUAUACUGGAAAAGACUGCGCUCGUCCCUCUUCGGACGCUAUUCUCGAGCAGAUCCUAACGUCUUCUGGUGAUCGCGCCCUCAGAUUCUGGAAAGCCACCCUAUCUAAUUGCGUGCCCGUUUCGUUCCCACGACAGAAAUAUUCCGAGGCCGGAUCAGAUGUGGUCCACCGUGCCGAGAGAGCGCUCUCUGUGCCUUUCUCCAAAGCUGAAUUGUUCUGCAAACGCCACGGAAUCACAAUGCAAGCCCUUCUUGUCAGCUGCUGGGCCGUGGUUCUGUCCACCUAUGUUGAAGCUCUUGAUGUGGUCUUUGGCCUUGUCUUAUCAGGCCGCAAUGCGGCCGACACGGAGGAAAUCAUGUUCCCCACCAUGAACACAGUUGCUAUGCGAGUCAUACUUCAUGGCUCUCGCAUAGAGCUGAUCAAAUAUGUUCAGGAGACUUUGCUGGAAAUUUCCGAGUAUCAGCAUUUCCCCCUGCGACGGGCAAGACCGGACGCGCAGUCUCGGAAUCUCUUUGAUACAUUGUUCAUUUAUCAGAAGCGGCCGUCUGUAGCUGAAGCUGAUACUUUGCAAUUAUAUCAAUCUACAGGCGGAUCUUCCGGUGUCGAAUAUCCCGUUUGUGCCGAGGUUGAGGGUGACGGGGCCAACUUGAUCGCCCGUGUUGCAUGCCGUGGUGAUGUGCUUGGAGAUCAAGAUACUGAAGUCCUGCUGGACCGCAUGACUGACGCACUCCUUUUCAUUAUCGAUGAGCCUGACAGUGCCACAAUUCAAUUCGCAGGCGAUGCCAUGAACGUCUUGGGGCUUCCAGUUCAGCAGAAACAAUCUGAAAACGCGGCUGAUUCCCCACAGCCUGGACAGCUGCCCUCGGGCCACAGAGAAUGGACAACUACCGAAUUAAAGAUUCGCAGCGUGCUUUCCACCGUUUCCGGUGUGCCAGAGGACUCCAUUGGCAAGGAAGCAAAUAUAUUCGAGCUUGGCUUGGACAGUAUCAGUGCUAUCAAGGUUGUUGCGCUUUUGAAAAAGCAGUCCGUCAAAUUGGUUGUUAGUGACAUGCUCAAAGCUGGGACGAUUGAGAAGAUGGCAGCUACGGUGAAUCAGAAUCAAGCUACAAUCUCUCAGAACGAGAUAACAAAGGCAUUGAAUGAGUCCAUCAAUGAGGUUGAUCUCAAUUUGCUACUUGCUCAAUACAGAAUUGAUCCACAGGAAGUCGGGACAGCAAUGCAAGUCACGGCUGGUCAAUCCUACUUCCUGUCCAUGCAUAGCCUGAAUCCGGAUGUGUUCUACGCAAAGUUCUACUACCUGGCUUCGUCAAACUUCAACCUCGGUGCGCUCAACAGCGCAUGGUCGAAACUCAUCAGCGAAACACCGAUACUUCGCACUGCGUUCCUUGCAACGGGUCUCUCACCGCUGCCAUUUAUCCAGAUUGUUCUAAAGUCAGCACGCAAUGUGCCCAUCUGGCAUGACAAUCUCAGCCAUGCAAUCAGCAUCGAGCACAGUUGUGGCUCGCCUCCCGUUGCGCUUCAUGUUAGCCAGACCUCGCGUGGAGUAGCUCUCAUGUUACAUAUUCACCAUGCCCUGUACGACGCUGUGAGCCUCCCGCUCAUGGUUGACCGGCUGGCACAACUCUGCAGUGCAACUGGACCUACGGCACAGCGCGAACACGAUUUGUCUCAUCUUAUUGCGUUCCAGCAUAUUCAUUCGCCCGUCAGUGACCGGCGCCAAUUUUGGCAAAAGUAUCUGGGCCAAGCCCAACCGUCAGACGCCGAAAUCAAUACGGCGGCUGAGUUUGGCGCUAUUCGGCACGAUUACCAACCUGGUUUGGUGUCGGACAUGUCCCGACUGGAAAGAGCCGCCAAGCGGCAAGGCCUCAGUAUCCAAUCGAUCUUCCUGGCUCUGUACGCGCGGGUUCAUUGCCAUGUACUGGUGGCGGAUAGGGUCGAUGAACCCUCCGCAGCCAAGCAACUAGUGGUUGGCUUGUACCUGGCUAAUCGAUCAUUUGGCAUGGACGGUCUCUCGGAGCUCAUGGCCCCCACUGUGAACAUUGUUCCCCUUCGUCUUGAUGACAAAAUGAGCAGUGAUUCACAGACUCUCUUUGCUGUCGCUCGAAAGAUUCAGGAGGACAUCAAUGAGAUCAGCUCCGUGGAGCAUGCUGGCGUAUCAUUGACAGAAAUUGCCGAAUGGACAGGAGUGCGGAUCAGUACCUGCAUCAAUUUCCUGCGUUUGCCUGACUUCAACGACUCCAAGGUUGAUGAUGCAAGCGAUGCCGUCAUUUUCAGGUCCAUCCCGGCCGAAGAACUCGACGCGAUCUACUCAUCUGGCUCUUCAGAUUGCUCCGCCCAGUUCAAUGGAGAUAGAGUUGCGUCAGACUCGGGUCAAGCGACUGAGCCGAAUGCGUCAUUGGCGGCUUUGAAAGAGGUUUUCCUGCCUACGAUUGAUAUUGAAGCAGCAAUUCGCGACGAUCGCCUGGACUUUGGAGUUUUUGCGCCAGAUGCUCGGCUGGACCGUCAUCGUGCCAGCAAGCUGAUUGAGAGAAUGAAGCAUGAAAUGACGUCGUUGAUUAAAGCCUGCGAGGUUUCUUAG
Molecule: messenger RNA, 15306 nt
Organism: Penicillium oxalicum
Lineage: Eukaryota; Fungi; Ascomycota; Eurotiomycetes; Eurotiales; Aspergillaceae
Gene: sidC
Product: nonribosomal siderophore peptide synthase SidC
Exons: 7
Coding region: 1-15306 (5101 amino acids)
Biological process (GO): secondary metabolite biosynthetic process; amino acid activation for nonribosomal peptide biosynthetic process
Cellular component (GO): cytoplasm
Molecular function (GO): phosphopantetheine binding; catalytic activity
Source: RefSeq, a predicted model, not a curated record